This is a messenger RNA of Octopus sinensis (East Asian common octopus), 11245 nucleotides long. RefSeq names its product cubilin-like. The coding region runs from base 127 to 11067 and encodes 3646 amino acids. The transcript is spliced from 68 exons. Gene Ontology annotation, molecular function: calcium ion binding. The record is from RefSeq and is a predicted model, not a curated record. NCBI's taxonomy places the organism in Eukaryota, Metazoa, Mollusca, Cephalopoda, Octopoda, Octopodidae.
GGCGGAUAAAACAACAAAAGUGUCACUAAACGUUGUUAAUUUAGCUGCGCUCAGAACUGAGAAGAAAUUUAGCGGCUUAAACAUAUAUAUAUUGAAAAAAACUGAGAGUCAUAUAUAAACGACCAAAUGCAUAUCUCUUUUGUGAACAUCGUCCUUAGUUUCUCUGCAAUCUUUUUGAUCAUUAUGGUAUCAGAAGGAACAGAAGUAAGGAAGAAACGUGACAUUUCCAACCAACUUCCAAGAAUAGUAACUUCUGAUGGUCAUCUUAUAUUCAUGACUGGUGUAAACCAUAACAUUACUUUCAAGUCAUCCUCAGGUGGUUUUGUUAACAUCGAUGGGCAUGAUUUAAAAGAUUUGAUCUCAUCUCAAAAGAAACUUAAUGUAAACUUGAAAUCUGAAUUAGAACAAAUGAAAGCUUCUCAGCAAACUUUGAAUUCACUGUUAUAUACUAAUAUAACACGGAAGCUGACCUCAAUGGAACAAAACUAUAACAGGUUGAAAAGCCGUCUUCAAAAUUUAAACCUAAAUCAGUCAGGUUCUGGAAGCAGUCUUAUAUCCAGAAUAAUAUCUUUAGAAAACAAAUUGAGAUUUGAUCCAAGGGUGCUGCAGUCAUCAGUCGAACUGUUAAAAACACAAGUCUCAAAUUUGCUGUCACAAUCUUCACAGACACCUCCAAGUGCUAGCCAGUUGAGAACACUCAAAACGACUGUUGAUCAGUUGCAAUCCUCAGUCCAAGAAGUUAAAACUGAUUUGGAAGAAGAUAAUUGUGCCAGUAAUCCUUGUUUACAUGGUGGAACUUGUUAUGAUCGCUAUAAAGGCUUUUACUGUAACUGUAUUCCAGGAUGGAUGGGCCCAUCAUGUAGUGAAGAUGUCAAUGAAUGUUCAGAGUUUGUUGGUACUCAACUGGGAUGCCAGAAUGGGGGCACAUGCAUCAACACUUAUGGAAGUUACAGGUGUCAGUGUUCUGCAGACUGGCAUGGAAUUCAUUGUUCUACCCGUCAUGAUGAUUGUACAGGAUCUUCUUCUAGUGAACUCUGCGGUCAUGGUACAUGUGUCAAUGUGAAGCGUCAGCAACCGAAUCAACCCAAAUACAGUUGCAUCUGUGAACCUGGCUGGACACAUCCUUCAAGUAGUCCAUCUUGCACUGUAGAUAUAGAUGAAUGUAACCUUGUAUCUUCACCUUGCUUUAAACAUGCUCAAGUGCAUUGCAUAAAUCUUCCAGGUUCAUUCCGGUGUUCUCCAUGCCCUACAGGUUUCACUGGAAAUGGCUUCAGCUGUAUGGAUAUAAAUGAGUGUGAGACAAGUAAUGGGGGCUGUUCCCUUGUUCCUCUUGUGGACUGCUUAAAUACUUAUGGUUCAAGAUCAUGUGGCCCAUGUCCUGCAGGUUACACAGGAGAUGGUGUGACUUGUAAUUAUGUUGGUUUUUGUGGAAGUAACAAUGGUGGAUGCCAUCCAUCAGCAACAUGUUCAGAAAACACCUAUGCUCCAGGCCAACGAGUAUGCACUUGUCCAUCUGGAUAUUUUGGCUCUGGUAUUGGUCCCAAUGGUUGUUCUCAAAGUUCUGCCAGUAAUCCAUGUACAAACAAUAAUUGCAUGAAUGGUGCUACUUGCCAGGCUGUGUCAAGGAAUUCUUACACUUGUGUAUGUCCGAGUGGAUUUACUGGUGAGCGCUGUAGUGAAGCCGCAGGUGCCUGUUCCUCAAAUCCAUGUUUAAAUGGAGGAACGUGUUCAGUUUCAGGAACUUCUUAUAUUUGCCUAUGCAACUCUUCAUUUACUGGGCCACGCUGCCAAGCACAAGUACAAGAUUGUGGAGGCAGUUAUACAGGUGUAAAUGGAUCCUUCAGUUACCCCACUGUGGAAGGUGAAACCUAUCCCCAUUCAAUUGUUUGUGAAUGGAUUAUACAUGUACCCUUUAACAAGGUGGUACACCUUAAUUUUACAGCAUUAGACACAGAAUGUCGUUAUGAUUAUGUGGAAAUACAUGACGGAAGAAAUAAUUUAUCCCCUUCUCUAGGCCAGUUCUGCAAUUUGAAUUCACUUCAAAACAGGUCACUCAUUAGUACAACAGAUAGGAUGUUUAUAAGAUUUCGAUCUGAUCACAAUAUUGCCAAAACAGGCUUUCGAUUAAAUUGGAGUGCUCAACUACCAGUUUGUGGUGAAACAAUUCGUGGUAAAACCCAUGGAGUAAUUAGAAGUCCUGGAUAUCCUCACAACUACCCUCAUAACCGUGAUUGCGUGUGGACAAUUGAAGUAGAACCUAAUAAGGAUAUUUACAUACAUUUUGGAGAGGUUUCACUUGAAGAUGGUGUGUUUUGUUAUGAUUAUCUUGAGAUUAGGAAUGGUCUAACAGCUGAUGCUGCAUUAUUGAGAAAAAUUUGUCACUCUGGUUCACCAAAACCACUGAGAUCUACUGAGCCAUAUCUCUAUAUUAGAUUUCAUACGGAUUCAAGCUACAGUGCUAAAGGAUUUCAUAUAUCGUUUUCUUCUAUGGAAGACCUUCAAGGCUGUGGAGGCAUGCGGGCACAAAAAGAAGGUGUGAUUACAUCAACAAACUUCCCUAACUCCUACGGAAGCAAUGAAGAUUGUGUGUGGAUAAUCCAGCCACAGCAUACUGUGAUAUUUUCCUUUGAUGUUCUUGAUCUUCCUGGUGAAAGUCCAUGUUUAUCAGAUUAUGUGGAGGUUCGCGAUGGUUCAUUACCAGUCUCUCCUUUGAUUGGUCGCUAUUGCGGACAAACCAAACCAUCAGAAAUUUUCUCAAACCAGAAUAGUAUUUGGGUACAUUUUAAAUCUAACGUUUCUGAUACCCACAUGGGUUUCAGAGCCCGGUGGAAAGUUGCUUGUGGUGGAACUUACAGAGAACCAUCAGGAGUACUCCAGACACCAUUCUAUGGAGCAAGUGGAGACAAUGAUACAAAUGAAAUAUGCAUAUAUGUUAUCUGGCAACAACCGUCAAAAUUGAUUUCACUAAUAUUUGAAAUAUAUUCUUAUUAUGAUCAAAGUUUAAACGCUACUAAUUGUACUUCAAACUAUAUUGAAAUUCGACAAGGAACCUCCAAGACCUCUCCUCUACUAGGCAAAUAUUGUAAUUAUGUUAACCUCCCACCUGCAAUAACUGCACAAGGACAAAUGAGAAUUGAGUUCAAAGGUGGCUCAGGAAGUUUGGGUUUUAGAGCAAAUUAUACCACAAAUGAUGCAGGUUGUGGUGGUGUUCUGACAGGACCAUUGGGUACAGUUGCCAGUCCCCUGAAAGGUGAUUCUUAUCCAAACGGAAUACGAUGCAUCUGGAAUAUUAUUGUGGAUCCCCAGCUGUUAAUAACAUUGGUUUUCACGCAAUUUGCACUUGAAAGUCAUUCAACAUGUGACCACGACUAUGUCAAAAUCAUUGAUGGAAAGAAACCCAGUAAUGAACUAAAAUAUUGUGGUAGCAACAUUCCACCAGCUUUUACAUCAUCUUCAAGCAGAAUCACUGUGAUAUUUAAGGCAGAUAGUUCAGUUGCUUUCCGUGGAUUCAAAGCGAUGUAUGGAGUUAUCAACAAUACAAAUGUCUGUGGAGGAACAUAUACUGCUUCGGAAGGGGUGCUGAUGUCCCCAGAUUAUCCAGAUCCAUUAAGUAGACCUGUUAGGUGCAUUUGGGUUAUAAAUGUACAACAAAAUACCCAGAUACGGUUGAAUGUUACUGACUUUGGUCUCGUCUCUGUAAUAGGAUGUUCAUUGAAUUUCUUAGAAAUACGACAGGGAAGUUAUGAAACAUCUCCACUUCUUGGACGAUACUGUGGCCAGAAUAUACCUCAAAUAAUAUUAUCUCACAGCAACCAUUUGCGAGUUACACUGGUAAAGAAAUACUCACGAAGCGUAAAAGGUUUCAAAAUUCUCUAUGAUUCAUUGACAACAGGAUGUGGUGGAGAACUUUAUGCAGAGUCUGCUACCAUUGAAUCCCCUCAUUACCCGCUUAAUUAUUACCACCAAGCAGAAUGCUUGUGGAAUAUAAGAGUUGCUGCUGGAAGUCGUCUCAUACUUGUCUUCCUUGACUUCCAGUUAGAGAAUUCUUGUAUAUAUGAUUAUUUAGAGGUUCGGGACACAAACCAGUAUGGUGUCAGUCUUGGAAAAUUUUGUGGUAUGCAAAAACCUCCAACCCUGACCUCGCUAUCGAAUCGAUUAUUUAUCAAAUUCAGAACUGAUGGAUCUGUCUCUUAUCGUGGUUUUAAAUUCAGCUACAACACUGUGUGCAAUCAAAUGGAAUUAACAGAUAUAAAUGGAAUUAUAGAAUCUCCAGGUUUCCCACGACAAUAUGGUAACAGAAAUAAUUGCACUUGGGUUAUCAGAGCCCUUUAUCGGAAUAAUGUCAGGCUUGAAUUUUCUCAUUUUGAUACUGAACCAGGAUUAAAUUGCAAAUAUGACUAUUUAGAAGUGCGUAAUGGAGACCAGGCCAAUAGCCCUUUACUUGGGAAAUUUUGUGGACGUACUUUACCAUCAAGAUUAACGUCAUCAAAUUCAGCUUUAAGACUUCACUUUGUUACUGAUACCUCUCUAGUAAAACUUGGUUUCAGAGUAGAAUAUUUCCAGACUGGUUGUGUAAGGAAGCUAACUUCGCUUUCUGGAAAACUAAGAGCAAGGAGUUGGCAUGUCAAUGAUUACUUUUGUAUCUGGCUUAUUACUGUCAAUCCUGGGAGAAAGGUACAGUUAAAUGUUACCCGUGUAACAUUAGGAGGUUCUGAAGUAUGCAAUUCAACAUUUUUAAAGGUUUUUGAUGGUGAUAAUUUAAAAUCUUCAGUGCUAGCAAACUUAUGUCACAGUAUACCAAAACCCAUGCUGCUCACUUCCACUGGAAAUAAAAUGACUGUAUUGUAUGCAACUGCUAAAUUUGCUCCAGAUGGUUUUCAAGUAGAAUAUAAGGAAAUUAAAGGAGGUUGUGGUGGUAAUUAUGUUAUACAGGAUGGUUCACUCACAUCACCUAACUAUCCUCAUAACUACCCACAUAAUUCAAAUUGUGACUGGCUAAUUACUCCUAAAAGAGGACAUUUUGUAAAAAUACAAUUUGUAGAUUUUCAUAUUAAUGGAAACUGUUCAUCAAACUAUCUCACAAUGUCUGAGAGAAAUAUCCCAGGUGACCAAUACUGUGGUCACUCUUUACGAGGACACACAUUUACAUUUGACUCUGCUGUAUUAAUAACAAUGCAUACUGACAAUAGCAGUUUGGCAAAAGGAUUUAAGCUUAAGUAUUCACAAGAGUGUGGUAACAGAUAUGAUGCAACUUCUGAAGGAGAGAUUCAAAGCAGUGACAUGCAAGACUCAAGAACAUGUAGAUGGUUACUUGAAGCUAAUAAGACUAAUGAACGUGUCACAUUGCAUUUCACAAAAUUUUUUGCUGACAUCAAUUGCAAGAAAGACUAUGUGAAGGUUCUGGAUGGUAUUGAUGAGGCUGCUCCUGUAAUUGGAACAUACUGUGGUCGACAAUUGCCACCUACAAUUACAUCUAUGGGUUCAGCACUUUAUGUAAUCAUCCAGAAAAAUGAAAGCCUCAUAUUCCAUGCAACGUUUUCAACAUCUACAUCAAGUUGUGGUGGAAAAUAUCAUGCUGGCACUGGAUCUUUCAGUACACCAUUUUACCCAGAAAACUAUCCUCUUGAUAUAAUGUGUAUUUGGAAUCUUAUAAAUUCACCUGGCAAUAAGGUACAGGUAGCAUUCAGUGUUUUUAAUCUUGAAUAUCAUGAGUUUUGCAAUAAAGACUACCUUGAAUCAAGACAUGAAAAUGCAGGUGGAAACAUUAUUGGUCGGUUUUGUGGAAGUACGUUUCCUCGUAAUAUCUCAGCUACUGAUGGUUUAUGGCUAAAAUUUCGCUCAGAUGAUGAAAUAAAGGGCCAAGGAUUUGUGGCACAUUUUUCUCAAAAAUUUGGUGGAGAUUUGACUGGAAGUUCUGGCUCAAUCAUUAUUCCUGCAUGGGAUGCACCUUACGAGGUUACUGAGUGGACAAUUACUGUGGCAAAUAACUUGGUGGUGUUUCUGUCAUUAUUUCGAAUGAAGUUCCUUAUCUUUGAAAAUGACUGUGUGGGUUAUUUAGAGAUCCAUGAUGGUGGUACUCGCAAUAGUCCACUAUUGGGUAAGUAUUGUAAAGAUGAGGCUGUGAAAAUAGCAAGUUCUUCAAACCAAGUCUAUCUGAAGUAUGUUCCAUUUGCAAAUCGCAAACAAGAGUUUUCACUCAAUUGGACAGCAGUGGACAAUAUAACAGCUUCGAUUAUGAUUAAUAUGAACGUCCUAAGACAGCGAAAUGUGUACAGUUUUAGAGCUUUUAGUGAACCAAAAGUCAUCACAUCUCCUGGCUACCCGAAUGGUUAUAAACCCAAUUUGAAUUAUUUAUGGACAAUUCGAACUGAUGUUGGAUUCAAAAUUUCAAUAAAUAUUACAGACCUGAAUAUGGAGCGAAAUUGCUAUAGAGAUUAUCUUUACUUUACACGAAUGUACAGACGUUAUUGUAGAAUGAGUCAGGUAAAAGGACCAAUACAUUCAUAUUCCAACGUAAUGAUGAUCCACUUUAGAUCUGAUGGAAGCAACAAUGGAAGUGGAUUUAGUCUGGAAUAUAAAAAAGUAUGUGGUGGUCGAUUUAGAGUAAGAAAGAGAGUUACAAUCUAUUCUCAUUAUGGCUCUGAUAUGAAAGACUGUCAAUGGUACUUCUUUACUCAUUGGCGAAAAAGAUUGGUAGUAAGCUUCACAAGCAGUUUCUACUUUGCUACCACUGAAAACUGUUCUAGUAAUUACAUACAGAUAUUAGAUGGUAGACUGCCCAGUAGCCCAGCUCUUGGUAAUGCUACAGAUGGAAAAUAUUGUGGAUAUACUGCUCCUGCCAAAAUGGUUACCUCAGGGAGAAACCUUUACAUAAAUAUUUCUACUGCAAGCUAUCCUUUAUUUACAUUAGUAGUGCAUACAUAUAAUGGUGAUUGUGGAGGUCAUCGGUAUAUUGAUAGUUCUGGAGUUGGUUACCUUCAGUCUCCUAAUUAUCCUAAAAACUAUCCAAUUUAUAUCGAAUGUGAGUGGGUCAUAAAUGCUCCACCUAUGAAAAGGAUUCAGAUCGACUUUGUUGGUAAUAUCAGCAUCGGUUACACUCGUAGAUAUGGAUGCUCAGAGUUUAUUGCGUUCUAUGAUGGUGGUACCAGUCGUUCACCUAGGAUCAGUAGAUUAUGUGGCCAAAAAACCACUACACAUACUAUUUUCUCUCAAAGCAGUGUAUUGUUUGUGCGAUUUCGUACACGCUAUAGUUCCUAUAAGGGCUUUAAGCUCAAAUAUUCAAUAGCAAAGUGUGGUGGCACAUUUAAUGCUGAACAUGGCCACAUCAAGAGUGAAAAUUAUCCUCAAAAUUACGAAAAUAAUGUAAAUUGUGAGUGGGCAAUAAGGCUUGUUCCUCGUUAUUAUAUUACUCUGGACUUUGAAGAUUUUAAGCUGCAAACAUCUCCAAACUGUUCAGCAGAUUAUUUAUAUAUAUAUGAAAAGAUACCAGAAGAAAGGACACUCUUCCACUCUUGUGGACACAACUCUACUCAAAGUAUACAAUCAACCGCACAUGAAGUUUUCAUAGUUUUCAAAACCGACUCUAAUCAAAUAGAUCAAGGUUUUUCACUUCGUUACAGUGCAAAUCCUCAUACAUGUGGUGACACUUUGACCCAGUCUGAAGGAACUAUCACCUCACCUGGCUAUCCUGAUAAAGUGAAUGCAAGAUGGUCUUGCAUAUGGAAAAUAGAAGUUAAUCCAGACAGAAGAGUCUAUCUAAAAUUCCAAGAUAUAGAUUUAUAUAACUGUAGGAAUGCAUACGUGAAAGUUUACCAAACGUUAUCUUUUGAAUAUCCUAUGAUAACAUUCUGCAAUAAUGGAGUCCAAGAGAUCAAAUCAUCUCAAAAUACAAUGAAAAUAAUGUUUACAACACGUAGAAGCUUUUCUUCAAAAUUUAAAGCAUAUUAUACAACUCUGGAAGGCAGAUUAUGUGGUGGUUUGCUGACAAGUGAUUCUGGCUCAGUCAUUUCUCCAGAAUCUGAUGGAUCUAAUAAUGCACAAGUAGUUGUCUGCACAUGGUUACUGCAACCUACUCCAAGAGAUAAUAUGACAAUCGUGAUUAACAUUGAAAUGAGAAAUAAUCAACGUUGCAAUGAAAAUUAUUUUAAUGUUAUAGAAGGAAAUGAUGCAACAGGUGAUCUUUUAGGAAAAUUUUGUUUAAAUAACACAAGUGAAGUGAUUGUAUCUUCAAGUCAUUCCUUAUUUCUACAAUAUGUCACUCAGAAUUUGAACUCCCAUGACAGACUAUCUUUCAACUAUACAAUAAAAGAAUGUGGUGGCAUAUUAACUAAUGGAUUAGGUAUGAUUUCAAGUCCUAAUUAUCCUAACUCCUAUCCAGCAAAUAUUAACUGCAUGUGGAAAAUAGUUGGAGAUGAAGGGCUGAAAAUUAAUCUAACUAUGAUGCAUGUUGAUAUUGAAAAUAGUGUAAACUGCACCAAAGAUUAUAUUGAUAUUCUAAAUGGUGAGCAUCACACUUCUCCUUCACUUGGUAAAAUCUGUGGCGCGGUGACAACAAAAACUCUUCGAACUGGAAGCAAUACAGCUAUCAUUCUCUUUAAAUCUGAUGGCAUUACCAGUGGAGUGGGCUUUCAAAUACGCUAUCAAAUAGAAAACGAUGGUUGUGGUGGAGUUUACAGUAAACAUAAUGGAGAAAUAAUGAGUCCGAAAUACCCCAAUAGCUAUCCUCCUAACAGAGAAUGUACAUGGGAGUUGCGGGUACCAAAUGGUUAUAGACUAAACCUGAGUUUUGUUCCACCAUUUGAUUUGGAACAUUCAGAGGGAUGUGUAAACGACUAUGUGAAGUUGGAAGUUCCAACUUUUAACAAUACACAGAAUACUUCAAAAUAUUGUUCCAAUAUAGUACCAGACACAUCUAGUUUCUUUACCUCGAUUAUGACCAUAACUUUCAGAUCAAAUUCUGAUAUAAGUGGCAGUGGCUUUUUAGCAAGAUGGAAAGCUGAAUGUGGUAGUUAUUACACAGAACCGACUGGAGUUAUAUCGUCCCCUGGAUUUCCACUUGGCUAUGAAAAUAACCAAAAUUGUUUUUAUACAAUCACGGGAAACAACAACACCUAUGUUCUGUUGACAGUUAAACAUUUCAGCCUUCAAGGAGAUUGCAGGGCUGAUUAUUUGAAGAUAAGCGCUGCUGAAAGCACUUAUCAUGAAGGCAUUUAUUGUAGAAGUAACAUACCAAUGUUCAUGAUGUUCAAAGCACCAGUAAACUUUUAUUUCAGAACCGAUGCUUCUAAAACAUCAAUUGGUUUUGAAAUAAUCUAUAAAAAGUAUGAUUGUGGUGGAGUUUUAACUAAUCCAACAGGAGAGAUAGAACUUGUGAAGCCUUCCCAUUUCUAUAUAUCAAAAAUGAACUGUAGUUGGGAAAUAACUGUCCAAGAAAACAGAUCAGUAGAACUAAAGAUCAACCUCCAUGACUCUUCAACUCACAAUUGUUAUUAUACUUACAUUUUAAUAUUUGAUGGAAAUACGCAAUUGGGAAAAUAUUGUGGCGGUGGUUCAACCAAGUUUGUUCGUUCAAGAAGUAAUAAAAUGACUAUUAAAUUUUUGUCAAGAUACAGUUUUAAUUUCCCUGGAUUUAAAGCUACUUAUGAUACAAUUUUUGGAGUCAAUCAAGGAUGUGGUGGACGCCUUUUCAAUAAAUCCGGAUCAAUAUCAUCAGUUAACUUUGAAAAUAUCAAUCUUUAUGAGAAAAAUCUUAAUUGUGAAUGGAUAAUCACAGCAGGUGCCAAUGAAUACAUUGAACUGUCAUUUGAUUCUUUUGAUGUUCAACAGACAGAAAAUUGUGAAGCUGAUUACCUGAAAGUAUUUAAUCAUGUGGAAUCAAAAAAUCUUUGUGGCUCAACAAUUCCAUCAAACAUAACUUCAUCAACAAAUACAAUACAUUUAACAUUCAAAACGGAUGAUGAGACUGAAAGAUCAGGUUUCAAACUGAGAUACAGAAUAGUAUCAAUUGAGUGUGGAGGAAGUUUUAAUGGUACAACAGAAUCUCAAAAUAUUUCUGGACCAACAGCUUCUACUGGUUUGGAGCAUGUAACAAUGUGCCGCUGGAUUCUUACUGCUCCAUUAAAUCUAAAUGUUAGAAUACAAGUUACUCUAAUGAAUAUGAGCCAGAACUGUUUAGAAGACUACAUUUUGCUUAAGUGCUUAAGAAUGCCAAAUAUGCUACACAACAUAUAUUGUGGAAAUCAGUUACCACCAGUAUUUUAUUCAUUAGGCAGUUCUGUUGAAAUCAGCUACAGAUCUCUUUCACUAUCAGAAACACCAAAAUUUGAAUUGUCCUUCAAACUUUCAGGUUGUAAUCGUACCUAUACAGCUGCUAAUGGAGAAAUUUUCAGUCCUGGCUGGCCCAAUGUGUAUCCACGCUCUAGCAGAUGUUUUUUCAGAAUAAUCACACCAGAGGGCACUAAAGUCUCAUUGUUCUUUCAUUUUUUUAAUGUUGAGUAUCAUUAUAGAUGUAACUAUGAUUAUCUCCAGAUUCUCUAUCAAUACAACUCAACAAAUAAUUAUUCUUCACAAUACUGUUACAAUCGGUUACCAGAUCCAAUAUUUACAGAAAGUAAUUAUAUAAACAUGAGUUUUUACAGUGAUAAUAUCAUUAAUAAGAAAGGUUAUCAUCUAAUAUUUACCUCUACAACAAAAGAAAGUGGUUGUGGUGGAAAUCUGACAACCGUCAACGGAACAUUUGCCAGUCCAAAUUAUAGACUAAACAGCAACUUCAGUUUGAGCAAUACAGAAUGUGUUUGGAAGAUUACCGUGCCACACGGCAGAAAGAUAAAACUGGAUUUCUCUCAGAUUAGUUUGGAUGACAAAAACACAACAGUUAGCUGUACUACAAAUUAUGUCAGUGUUUACAGUGGUGUAAAAGGACCCCAAAAUUUCAUCGGUUCUUAUUGUGGACAAGAUCAACCAGAUACUAUUAUAUCACCAUCAAAUGUGUUGAGUGUGAUCUUAAAAGUUGAUGGCAUUUACAAAGCUCCAAAAUUCAUAAUCCGGUAUAUAAGUGAGUGGAAAUAAACAUUUAGAUUUCAUAUGCAGCCCGUUUGGAUCAUAGAAUCACAUCCGUUCACAUUCAAUUAAUUAGAUUUGUUUUUUUUCUCUUUUUUGUGUGUGUUUGUGCUUUACUGACAAUUUUGAAGUAUGAACAGUUGAAUCUUAAUGUACUUGUUUUUAAAAAGUAAAGUUAUUUAUAUUC